Molecule: messenger RNA, 1008 nt
Organism: Acanthisitta chloris (rifleman)
Lineage: Eukaryota; Metazoa; Chordata; Aves; Passeriformes; Acanthisittidae
Gene: ARMC1
Product: armadillo repeat containing 1
Exons: 5
Molecular function (GO): metal ion binding
Source: RefSeq, a predicted model, not a curated record
GUGGGUAAGUUUCUUAGUAUUUUGAUGUCACUUUUGCAGCAGACCACUACACCAGGAGAGACUAAACUUUUAGCCUCUGAAGUCUAUGAUAUCCUUCAGUCUUCCAACAUGUCAGACAUGGACAAUGUGAAUGAGAUGAAUUACCGUCGACGGAAAGCACAGUUUUUCCUCGGCAGCACAAAUAAACGUGCCAAGACAGUGGUUUUGCAUAUAGAUGGCCUUGAUGAUUCGUCUCGAAGAAAUCUCUGUGAAGAAGCCUUGUUGAAAAUUAAAGGUGUUAUUAGUUUUACCUUUCAAAUGGCUGUUCAAAGGUGCGUGGUCCGAAUUCGCUCAGACUUAAAAGCAGAGGCAUUGGCAACAGCAAUAGCAUCAACCAAAGUUAUGAAGGCACAGCAAGUUGUGAAAAGUGAAAGUGGUGAGGAGAUGCUAGUUCCAUUCCAAGAUACUCCAGUGGAAGUAGAGCAGAAUACAGACCUACCUGAAUACUUGCCAGAAGAUGAAAGCCCUACUAAGGAACAGGACAAAGCAGUGUCUCGUGUUGGGUCACACCCAGAAGGUGCAGCAAGCUGGCUUAGCACAGCAGCAAACUUUCUAUCAAGAUCUUUCUACUGGUGACUUGUAUUUGGUGUUAAAAGACUGUGUGAAUGAACCAACAGGGGGGCCAGUUUUCCAUUGGUGUGGUGAACUGCCAAGUGCAAUUUGCAAUAAAUCAUGACAAAAAAUUUUAGAUUAAGCAAAUGUAUGCUGCAUUUUACAUUUUAUUGGACAUUUAGCCUAAUAGGGCAGGGGUCAGAGGACAGAGGCCUCCCGUCAAAUUGUUCUCUCAUUUGUUUUUCAUGUAGAUUUUAUUGCUUCACUUUUUAAAAAUGGGUCCACUUAUAUACCAAAUGUUUAUGCUAUGCGUAUAGAGCUUUAAGUUAAGUUUGACUUCACGUGAAACACAUGGUAGAGAGAGAAUCCAUUCAACUCAAGUCUCAGGGCCUCUGUGAAAGAAAAUUCUCAAUAGCU